Molecule: messenger RNA, 1751 nt
Organism: Thunnus maccoyii (southern bluefin tuna)
Lineage: Eukaryota; Metazoa; Chordata; Actinopteri; Scombriformes; Scombridae
Gene: hwa
Product: huluwa
Exons: 3
Coding region: 354-1310 (318 amino acids)
Source: RefSeq, a predicted model, not a curated record
GACAACGCGAAUCAUCUUACAAAAUAAUAGGACACACCUGUUGAUCUGAAAUUUACCUGCCAACUGAGUGCGCCGCUGCACAGACGUCUCAGAUCUUUGCUUUGAUAACUCUGACAGUUUCAGUCUGCAAUGAUGAAGAUAAAAGUGAUAAAAGACAACGUUCACACUUGCAGACUGUGUAUAUUUGAGGUGCAGGCUGACACGUUGCUAUUAGAAGAAAAAACACACUAUCAAACACAAAGUAGUCCACAUUGAUUGACACAUCAAACCACCUGUGCGUAAAGAGACAACGUGAAAUCUCAACUGAGAUCAGCAAUUCUCUAAAAUUCCCCCUUUAUAUCUUCUGGGAUGAAAUGUCGCAAGUAGGUCAGACCACGCCAUCACAUCUGACUGAAGGUUACCCUGUGACGAACCUGACUUUAGUGGUGCUUUUGCUCAUACCCUGCGUGGUUAUUCUGCUUCUGCUGAACUGCCUGUUUCUGGGUUACAAGUUACUGAUCCUGUCAAAGAAGAACAGCAGACAGAAGCGAGAGGACACAGAGGAGAUGCUUCUGCAGUCCACCCUGCAGAGAGUCAGAAGAGUGUCCGAUGUGGCCUUCCCCCCGCUGCAGGACGGGAGGAGAGCUUACAUGUCUCUGUCGGACCCCGUCCUGCCCCAUCCUGUCACCUCUUCCAGGGCUUCAUCCAGGGAGAGAGCCGGGAUGGAUCACAGGAUCCGGCUCUUGAGGCCAGAUGGUGCCACUGGCUCAGGGUCUCUGAGGGCGCCGAGCACCAUCCGGGCCACUUCCUCCGCGGCUGGUUUCACCCCAAGACUCGACCUGCCCUCCGGGUCACGGAGAUGCAGCAUCAGCAGAGCGGACUGGUGUAAGAGCGCACCAGUCUUACCGCAGUCCAGUGACUCAGAGGCUGAAACCAGAGUGAACCUUGUUCCGCCCAACUCUCCCACGGAGACAGAACAUGUGGGUCAUAUUCGUCGGAGCAGUACCUACCAGAUGCUGACAGAUGUGAACCCGGGCGCUGCGGUGCAUGUGUUUGACAAAAUAGACAUGGCAUGCGAGUACACCAACCCGCCUUCAGAGGUGUCCUGCCUGAACACAUCUGCAGUAGGUCCUGGACUGGACAGCGACUUCGGUGCAAGUGCAGGUGUCUCCCUGCGGAUUUUGUCAGCAGACAGUGACGGUUUGUCCAACGGUGUGCUGGCUUCUGCUUUGGAGUGGGAUUAUUAUGACCCCUGCUACGUCAAACAGAAUAAUGUACCCAAACAUAAACACCACAGACCUGUGAUGCACACCAAACAGUACUGGGUGUAAAAUGUCCCAGCUGUCAGCAUUAUUAGUAGUUUUAAUAUUUAUUAUUUUUAUUAUUUAUAUAUUUAUUUAUUUCUAUUUAAAUAAAAUGUUUUUUGUUUUUGGAAAGACACAUUUGUUUUCUCUCACUAGUCAUCACUAUGAUUUGACACUAAUUUAAAUUUACAUGUUUUGAUGAUGAAUGCACUCCGCCACAGAAUUUGUUCAUAUUGAAGAAUAUUUACGAUGCACUUUUCACUUAAAGUAUUGUUAAAUAUUUACUGUGCACUCUUCACGUAUGUUCAUGUUAAAUAUAGUCAUUACUUCAUAACACCAGAGCUGUUGAGCCACUUCUGGAUUUCAUAAACAUUCACACUGAGUUAUUCACUGCUAUUGUUUGAAACGUUUCAAUUCACUCUGACCAAUAAAGACUAAUUUAGAAUUUAAUAAAGUUCUUGAUUACUU